This is a messenger RNA of Hydractinia symbiolongicarpus, 1797 nucleotides long. Its product is annotated as histidine--tRNA ligase-like. Lineage: Eukaryota; Metazoa; Cnidaria; Hydrozoa; Anthoathecata; Hydractiniidae. Gene Ontology annotation, biological process: mitochondrial translation; histidyl-tRNA aminoacylation. The record is from RefSeq and is a predicted model, not a curated record. Gene Ontology annotation, molecular function: ATP binding; histidine-tRNA ligase activity. The transcript has 15 exons. Bases 224 to 1747 code for a protein of 507 amino acids. Gene Ontology annotation, cellular component: mitochondrion; cytoplasm.
UUUUUAAAAUUGGCUAUAUUAUCAUUUUGGAUCCCUUCACAAGUUGAGCUAAAUUUUAGCAUAUGAAAAGUUCAAAGAAUUAUUUCUAAGUGUCGCAUUUUUUAUUGUUCUUCGAAGCAGAUUAUUUCAGCCUCUUUUUGUUUUCAAGCUGUAUCAUUUGCUGGUAAAAAGCAAAUUAGUCUUGUUUCAUUUAUAACUUCUGUGUUGUAGAAAAAGAAACAAAAUGAAAUAUAAUAUACUUUUUAUUACAAUGCGGACAAAUUUGCUUCGAAGAACACGUUGUGGUUCAAAGACAAUCUUUUCCAGAGAGAUCAAAGAUGAAGUCAAUAAAUUGUUGGAGUUGAAAAAGCUAUUGGGAAAUGAGCCUACAAAAAAUAACAAAUUUGUCUUAAAAACGCCUAAAGGAACAAAGGACUAUGGUCCAAAACAGAUGGCUAUCAGGGAGAACGUUUUUAAAACUAUAAUAAGUACAUUUGAACGGCAUGGAGCAGUUCAGAUUGAUACACCUGUCUUUGAGCUAAAGGAAACACUAACUGGGAAAUAUGGAGAAGAUUCUAAAUUAAUAUAUGAUUUGAAGGAUCAAGGAGGAGAAAUCUUGGCUCUUCGCUAUGAUUUGACUGUUCCAUUUGCUAGAUAUGUUGCAAUGAAUAAAAUAGACAAAAUAAAAAGAUUUCAUAUAGCUCGUGUUUAUAGAAGAGAUAAUCCAGCAAUGACAAAAGGACGAUACAGGGAGUUUUACCAGUGUGAUUUUGACAUUGCUGGACAGUAUGAUCCAUUAAUACCAGAUGCAGAAUGUAUAAAAAUCGUUUCAGAAAUCUUAUCCCAUUUAAAAUUAGGCGAUUACGUUAUAAAGGUAAAUCAUAGAAAACUAUUGGAUGGUAUCUUCGCAAUUUGUGGUGUGCCAACAGAUCAAUUCCGUACAAUUUGCUCAUCAGUGGAUAAAUUAGAUAAGACACCUUGGGAGGAAGUUAAGAAAGAGAUGGUCACUGAAAAAGGAUUAGCAGAAGAAAUAGCAGAUAAAAUAUAUGAAUAUGUACAGUUAAAAGGUAAAAAGGAGUUGAUAGAUAAACUUCUCAAUGAUCAGAAGUUACCAAAUAAUAAAAUAGCCAAACAAGGCAUCGAUGACAUGAAUUUGCUACUGAAAUAUUGUGAACUGUUUAACGUGCUUGAUCAUGUGUCAUUUGAUAUGAGUUUAGCUCGGGGACUCGAUUAUUAUACUGGAGUUAUUUAUGAGGCUAUUUUAACGUCUUUACCUGAUGAAUUACUCAAAGCAAAUCCUGGGGAGCAGGUUGGUAUAGGUUCUGUAGCAGGUGGUGGCAGAUAUGAUGAACUGGUUGGCAUGUUUGCUGCAAAAGGAAGGAAGGUUCCAUGUGUUGGUGUCAGUAUUGGUAUUGAACGAAUAUUUUCAAUCAUGGAAGCCAAAGCUGAGGCCAGUUCUGACAAAGUUCGAACAUCUAAAUCGGAAGUUUUAGUCGUUUCUGGCCAAAAAAAUAUGUUGGAGCAGCGUCUGCAGUUGGUGAAUGAAUUAUGGGACCAAAAUAUUAAGGCAGAGAUUUCGUAUAAAAACAAUCCGAAGCUGUUGAACCAGUUUCAAUAUUGCGAAGAAAAUGGGAUACCAUUCUGUGCAGUUAUUGGGGAGGAGGAGCUUAAGAAUGAUGUUGUAACGUUAAGAAAUAUGGUCACGAGAGAACAGAUACAAGUAAAUCGAAAGGACUUACCAAUGGAGAUAUCAAAAAUACGCCAAUAAAAGUCUUUGUAAUUUUAUUUAUUCGAAAUAUAGAAAUUAUAUUUACAGAA